This is a messenger RNA of Aspergillus sclerotioniger CBS 115572, 1554 nucleotides long. RefSeq names its product putative MFS drug transporter. Gene Ontology annotation, biological process: transmembrane transport. Lineage: Eukaryota; Fungi; Ascomycota; Eurotiomycetes; Eurotiales; Aspergillaceae. Gene Ontology annotation, molecular function: transmembrane transporter activity. The record is from RefSeq and is a predicted model, not a curated record. The transcript has 6 exons. The coding region runs from base 1 to 1554 and encodes 517 amino acids.
AUGGAACGGAUCUUCCUGGCGUGCGCGGCAGUCGAUCUGGUAGCAGUGAUGGACCAGACCACUCUGGCAGGAAGUUUGUCCAUCAUCGGAAAAUCCCUGAACGCUAGCAACCAGACAUCCUGGAUAUCCGGGGGAUACUUUCUCACCUCAACCUGCUUCCAACUCUUAUACGGACGGCUGUCCGAUAUCUGGUCCCGGAAAUAUGUCCUAUUUGUGGGCUUUGGCAUCACCUUCAUCGGAUUGUUAGCAUCAUCUCUGGCCCAGACAGCUACCCAAUUGAUCAUUUUCCGUGCAUUUACUGGCAUUGGCGGCGGCGGACUCAUGUCCGUCGCACAGAUGAUUGUCAGUGAUGUGGUUCCACUCCGCGAGCGAGGUAAAUACCAAGGCAUUCUCGGGGCCGUGGUGGCAAUAGGCAAUGGAAUCGGCCCAGUAAUUGGGGGAGCUCUCGCUUCCGUAUCCCACGACUCAUGGCGGUGGAUCUUCCGGCUGAUGCUGCCACUCACGGUCAUUGCAACUCUAGCUGUGAUGUUCUUCAUGCCUUUGCGAAAGGUCACCGGCGAGUGGAAAGCAAAAUUGAAGGCGAUCGACUUCUUCGGUGCGCUCUUAGCUCUGGGAGGUACAGCUCUGCUCAUGCUCGGACUGACCUGGGGCGGCAGCGAGUAUCCCUGGAAAUCAGCGCAUGUUAUUGCAACCAUCAUCGUUGGGUUUGCCGUGUGUGUAACGUUCAUGAUGUGGCAGUGGAAAGGCGCUCCAUAUCCUCUAGUGCCCAUACAUAUGUUCAAAUCUCGCAUUGUCAACGGCGCAUGCUUAACCAUGUUCAUCAAUGGUUGGAACUUGAUGGUGCAGCUCUAUUACAUCCCCACAUUUUAUGAACUGGUAUUCAAUUACUCAACCACCAAAUCCGCUGCAAUGCUAUUACCAAUCACCCUGGUGCAGACUUUUAGCAGUACCGUCUCCGGUCUGAUCGUGCACUGGGUCGGCAGAUAUAGAGAACCCAUCCUCUUCGGUUGGAUGGUCUGGGCUGUCGGACUGGGCCUGAUCUCAACCCUAGACAAAACAGCUGGUCUAGGUAAACAGGUCGGAUAUGGCAUUCUGACUGGUAUAGGCACAGGAAGCACCCUACAGCCCGCCCUAAUCGCAGUACAAGCCGGUGUCGAACGACGUGACAUGGCCAUAGUGACUUCAUUCCGGAACUUCAUCCGAAACCUAGGCGGAACCCUCGGCCUCGCAAUUGCCGGAACAAUCAUAAAUAACCUCAUCUCAACCGCCAUCUCCACCCUCAACCUAACCCCCACCGAACAGCAAUCCUUCCUCUCCAGUCCCAGCAAAUAUCUCUCCCAGCUACCAACAGAGGAAGCAGAACAGGUCCGCGCCCUACUCAUCCCCACGUAUCGAAAAGGCUUCCGGAUUGUAUUCACUGCCAAUGCAACCCUUGCAGCGCUGGCGUUCCUCCUCGCGGUUGGAUUGAUUCCGCAGGUGACGCUGGAGCGGGCGGAUGAUGAGCGGUUGAGGGAGCAGGCGAGGCGUAGGGUUGAGGGGGAGAUUGAAGAGUAG